This is a messenger RNA of Metopolophium dirhodum (rose-grain aphid), 303 nucleotides long. RefSeq lists its product as uncharacterized. Bases 1 to 303 code for a protein of 100 amino acids. Lineage: Eukaryota; Metazoa; Arthropoda; Insecta; Hemiptera; Aphididae. The record is from RefSeq and is a predicted model, not a curated record. The transcript is spliced from 2 exons.
AUGGCUGGACGAAAAUGUGUUAUUGAACCGUCAUUGGUUAUCGAUGCUGUACUUUUCUACAAAGACUCAGUUAUUAUUACCAACGUAAAUGGUGAAAAAAAAGUUGCAGUUGCUACUGACAGUGUAUGGUCUGAUAUCAGCUCGAAGCUUGAUAAUCGUAUGUCAGCUAGUGCUCUCCAUACAUUUGUGUAUAAAGGUAGACAUGGGAUAAAGGAACAACUAGGAUUUCUACCGCAGAAAACAUCUCCUGUUCCUACAAAUAUUACUGAUGAAAAUCAAUUCUCAAACGGAUCGGGUACGUAA